UGUUUUGAUGUUUUGUAAAAAGUUUUGAUAUAAAAAUGUUUUGAUGUUUUUAAAAAUGUUUUGAUGUUUUGUAGAAAUGUUUGAUGUUUAGUAAAAAUGUUUUGAUGUUCUGGUAAAAAUGUUUUGAUGUUUAUAAAAUGUUUUGAUGUUUUGAUAAAAAUGUUUUGAUGUUUUCUAAAUAUGUUUUGAUGUUUUGUAAAAAUGUGUUUUGAUGUUUUGUAAUGUUUUGAUGUUUUUAAAAAUGUUUUUGUCUUUCAAAUGUUUCACAACUUUAUAGUUUAUUAUUUAAAAAAUGUAGUCUAUUAUUUCCCCUCAUUUUUGACAAAUUAUCAAUUAAAACCCUCAAAAGAGUAAUCUAUUUACCUUCAAUUUUGUCUUUAAUUUCUUAAGUAAUUUUUAAGGACGUUUGUCAUGGCCAAAUUUUCCUUAUCUAUUUGACAAAAAAGAGAAAAUUUUUUUUCUUUAUAUAAAUACUUAGUCGAAAUGUCAUUUUCCUGUUCCCCCCAAUUUUUCAGUUCAAUCAAAAUUUUGUCAUGUUUAUUGUUUCCUCUUUAUUUGUUUUUUAUUUGGUUAUUUUGUGUAUUCCGUCUACUACUUCUGCUUCCUCUCCCCUUAAAAAUUUAAACAAUGACUUUCAACAAAACACUAAUUCAAUUAAAAGGCCGCUUAAAAUACUCGUACAUUCCCCUUCAAUAAGUUGGAGUCAUGCUCAAUAUUUGGGAAGAAUUGCGGAUACUUUGGUUGAAGCGGGGCACGAAGUGCAUUUCCUUAAAUUCAUUAUGGACCCUACGUUAAACUUUAAAAAUGAAACUACUCGAGUAAAACAUAUUCAUGUUAUCCAAGCAAAUCCUGACAGUGUUGAAAUUUUGGAUAUUAAAAAUAACAAACUAGUAACAGAAGCAUUCCAUAGCGACAGACCGUUGAUAAAUUACUUUAAUCAUCCGAUGACUCAUUUUGGACCAAUGAUGGCUACUGCUUGUAAAGGCAAACAUUCAUAUUUUUGUUUGUUUUGUGUUUUGUUUAUUUAUUUGUCGUAUUUUGUUUUGUUUCCAAAAACAAUACAACAACACAAACUUUUGCAACAAUUAACCAACGAAAAGUUUGAUGUUGGAAUAUCAGAAAUGUACGAGUAUUGUGCUGCUGCACUUUUUCAUAAACUAGGCGUAAAAACAAGGCUAGCAGCAUUUGCAGUUCCCUUGUUGCAAAUGAUUGGUAGAAAAUUUGACAUUCCUAGUUUUGCUAGUUUCGUGCCAAACACUUUUGCCUCACAUUUGGGCCUACAAUCUUCUUUCUACUACAGAUUUUUUAAUUUUUACAAUGAAUUUUAUGACUGGAUUUGGAUGGAUGAUUAUAUUCUGAGAGAAGAGGAACAAAUAAUUCGUCAAGAAUUCGGCUCAGACUUUCCAGAUUUAAAAUAUUUAACAAAAAAAGUUUCUCUCGUCUUUUUCAACUCAAACCCCUUCUUUGAGAUGCCUAGACCAACCUCCAACAAAGUUGUUUAUAUUGGCGGGUUGGUGGAUAAUUUGGCAACUGAGGCUAAUAAAAAAUUGGAACCAAAAAUUAAAAAAAUAUUGGACGAGGCAGUUGAAGGCGCCGUCCUUUUCUCGUUUGGAUCAAUUGCUGACACAACCAAAUUAAAUUUAAAAAUUAUAGAGGGAAUUGUAAAAGCUUUUAGACAAUUCCCUAAUAUUCAAUUUAUUUGGAAAUUGGAUUCUGAAACAAUUAAAAAUAUGUCUGAAUUAAUUAAUACGGCAUCCAAUAUUCAUACGUUUGAGUGGCUUAGACAACCAGCUAUUUUAGUUCAUCCCAACUUGAAAGCAUUUAUUACACAUUGCGGACAAAACAGUCUAACUGAAUCAGUGUAUGCCGGUGUUCCUAUUAUUGGCAUUCCUCUUUUUGGAGACCAAUUUUACAAUGCUGAUGUUGCCGUUACACAUGGUAUAGGGCUACAAAUAGAUGUUAAUGAAUUGAAUGGACCGAAUGCCGAAAAUAUUUUAUUUGAGGCUAUAGAAAGGAUCCUCAAAGUCCCCUCAUUUCGCCAAAAUGCCCAAAUACUAUCCAGAAAAUUAAAAUUAACUCCAUUCAAACCAAAAGAAAGGCUAGUAAAAUGGGUAGAAUUCGCAGCAGAAUUUGACGAUUUAUCAGAACUUGAUAUGCCUGGAGACAGGGAAUUAAAUUGGUUUAUUUAUUAUUCUCUGGAUGUUAUAACCUUUUCGAUUGUAUAUUUGGGUGUUAUUUUGGUGGUUUUUUGGAAAUUUACAGAAUGGAUUUUGACUAAAUUUUGGCAAAUUUUGUGGCUGAGAAAUAUAAGAAAUAUUACAAGAAAAGAAGAGAAGAAGAAAAAAGCUUAA
Molecule: messenger RNA, 2351 nt
Organism: Meloidogyne enterolobii
Lineage: Eukaryota; Metazoa; Nematoda; Chromadorea; Rhabditida; Meloidogynidae
Source: the annotation of a GenBank genome assembly